GCACCAACCUUCUACCUGACUUGUCUCCGAGAGACCUGACCGCUGAGAGAGAGACAGAGAGAGAGAGUGAGUGACUUCCAUCUGUGCAUCUGUUAUUCAAUAACUUUCUGUUGCCUCUCCGAAUGUGUGUGAGUGUAGUGUGCUCGCGAUACCUCUGCUUAGCGUGUUGUACUUUCUAACUAACUGAUCUGACGAGAUCCUCAGGUUAGUCUGUAUUAAACGACUCAUAAAACAUCUCUCAAGUUGCUGUAGUAAUCUGUUAUACAAAUCGUAGCAAAAUACGAGAUAUCAGUUGUAAAACUACAGAAGUAAUAUCAGUUAUAAAACUAAAUAUCAGUUGUAAACUAAUAUCAGUUGUAAAACUCAUUACAGAAAACGGAAUACUCCACUAAAGACAAAUCUCCUACAAUCCUAUCUAUGUGUUCCUGGAUAAACUAUUCUCUGUAAGACUCUCCUUUCAUCUUGUGCGUGUGUUAUUCUACAGUGCUGGAAUUUGUUUAAGUGUUCGAACUGAAUUCUUUCUAGAUUGAUCUGUGAGAUCAGGCGAGUGUAUCUUCAUUGUAGAAAUUGUAUUGAAAUUCAGUUUGAGUUCAUCGUCACAGUGUGCGGUCUUCUUCAAACCUCAGGUUCUUCAGAUGAAAUGAAGUGACAUUGAUGGCAAUCGCAGAUCAUAACACAAUGGACAACCAACAGAACGAGUGUGCCCUGACCAUAGACAGUGCCUAUAAGCGCUAUGGAGUCAACAACGUUGUGCUCAAAGGACUCAACAUGAAUGUGCCACAAGGAGCCAUUUAUGGACUUCUAGGACCCAGCGGUUGCGGCAAAACUACGCUUCUGAAUUGUAUAGUUGGGAGGAUGAAUCUGGACUCUGGUCAAAUUCGUAUGCAGGCAAAGAAGAAAAGUGAUGUUGGAUAUAUGCCACAGGAUGUGGCGCUCUACUCGAAUCUGACAAUAAAGGAGACAUUCAAUUACUAUGGUGGCAUGUAUGGUAUGACUAUGGAAGAGGUUGACAACAGAUCAGAGGAAGUCAUAAAACUGCUUGAACUGCCAUCUGAUAACAGUAUUGUGGACACAUUGAGUGGUGGACAACAGAGAAGGGUUUCAUUUGGCGUAGCUCUACUUCAUGAUCCACAGCUAUUGAUUCUCGAUGAACCAACAGUUGGACUAGAUCCUCUACUAAGCCAAAGCAUAUGGGACCAUUUGAUGAAAUUAGCGGGUGAUCACAAGAAGAGUAUCAUUAUUACAACGCACUAUAUUGAAGAGGCAAGGAAUGCAAACAUUGUGGGCAUGAUGAGAGGCGGGUGCCUAUUGGCUGAGGCGCCUCCACUACAGCUGAUGUCCACCCAUGGUGCAGCCACGCUGGAGCAGGCAUUCCUCAGUCUCUGUCAAAAGCAGUACAGUUCGUCAGAGGAUGAGUUACAAGACCAAUCAAGCUACCCAACUGACGGACCUGUCUCAUCACCACUCAACGAAAACAGCCUCUUCUCAUGUUCUAGAUUUAAAGCUCAACUUGUAAAGAAUCUCCUAUUCAUGCUGCGUAAUAAACCAAUGAUGAUGUUUCUGUUCGGACUACCCCUACUCCAAUGCACUCUGUACAACCUGGCCAUAGGGAGGGAUCCCGAAGGGCUGAAGGUAGCCAUUGUUAACGGAGAACUGAAACACGGCCUCAAAGACUGCGCGCAAUAUCCACUCACUGGAUGCAACCUCGAUCUACCGCUCAGCUGUCGAUACAUCAAUCAAAUCAAAAUGAAAACUAUAAACCUUAUAGAAUUUGAUGAGCUGAGCGCAGCCCGCUCAACGGUGGAGCGGAACAAGGCGUGGGGUAUGAUCCAUUUCGCCUCCAACUACACGGAGGCCCUGAUGGAGCGCAUCAACUCCACCUUCGAGACAGCUUCCCCUUGGGCCAUCGACAACAGUGACGUCAGCGUCUGGAUGGAUAUGUCUAACCAAUACAUUGGAAAUCAAUUGAGGAAAGAUUUGAUCACCAGUUUUGUUGACUUCCUUCAAGGAAUCUACAGAGAUUGCAACUGGCCUGAGCAGAUCGCUGACAUACCCAUCAAGAUAGAAGAUCCAGUCUAUGGACCUCGAAAUCCAAGUUUCAUCCACUUUGCAUCACCAGCGGUUGUCAUUGUAUUUGAGUUCUAUCUUCCAAUGAUGUUCACUGUGGGUGUGAUCAUUCAGGAGAAAGUUGCUGGAAUAUUGGAGAGAAGCAUGGCAGCAGGUCUGACAGCUCUGGAAAUAGUGGCGGCGCAUUCAAUAGUGCAGGCAGUGGUGCUGUGUGUACAGACGGCUGUGAUGAUCAUUGUCAUGUACCACGUGUUCGACAGUCCAUUCAUAGGUGACUUCUAUUGGACGACGGGUCUGCUACUGCUGCAAGGGGUCUGUGGCAUGUGCUACGGUUUUCUUGUGUCAGUAUCCUCGGACUCCAUGACAACUGCAUCUAUGUUGGGCCUUGGAAGCUUCUUUCCUCUUAGUCUAACAAGUGGAAUGGUGUGGCCACAAGAAGGCAUGCAUACAAUCCUGAAAUCUGUCGGCUGGCUGCUGCCCCUAUCUCUCUCUACCGAAGCUAUCCGAGCUCUGACGGCGCGAGGCUGGUCGAUCUACCAUCCCACGGUUUACUACGGCUACAUUUCCACCAUUAUCUGGAUCUUCAUCUUUAUUCUGCUCAUUCGAUUAGUUAUCCUGUUCAGAGGACUGCGAGGAAAGUAAAUUAAUUUUCCAACAAAAAGUUGCUCAAAAACUAUCGCGUCACAAUGUGGGUGCUAGCUUGUUCUGUAUGUAACAGAAUCUUCCAUUCUGAAUAGUACAGAGAUUUCUAUUUAGAAUAGAAUUUCCUAUUCUGUAUAAAAUAGAAUCUUUGAUUUUAUGUGUAGAACAGAAUCUUCGAGUCGAUAUAUAGAACACAAGCUUUAAUUCUAUACUGUAAAGACUCUUGGGGCCGUUUGCACAGUCAAAGCUUAAACUCGAUUUAAUCAGCUGGUGGCUUAAACUCAAAAUGAAACACAUUAUAACAAACUAGAACUGAUACGGAUUUAAUCCAGUUUAAAAUGAAAUUUAGUUUCAACUGUCACUGUGCAACGGCCCUUAGAUUAAUUACCUCUAUAUCACAGAUUGAUAACUUUUAUUGAGGGCGGAGUUAGGACUCCUGGUCCUCUCUGCCACACAACUCUAAAUUCAGCCCAGAUUUACAGACAAGUGAAGUGCUCUCUCACCCUCUUCUCGGUGAUUCUAUAUAGAACAGAAUUUUCUAUUCUAUAUAAAAUACAAUCUUUGAUUCCAUGGGUAGAACAGAAUCUUCGAGUCAAUCACUUAGAACACAAGCUUUGAUUCUAUAUUGAACGGACUACUAUAUAUUCGAUUACAGACAAGAGGGGUGUAUUCUCUUCUCUGUUAUAUUCUCUCGUUUGUGACUGUAUAAAUAUAGAAUAUAUAUUGAUUCAUUGUGUUCUAGAACAGAGUUUUCCAUUAAUUCUAUUCCUCAGGGUAGAUUCUUGUUGUAGAUCAUUCCUGUGCUAUGAAGAAAUCGAAUGUUUAACAUAAUUUCUGACAUUGAAGAAAAUUGUAGAUUUUAUAAUGUAGUAUCAACCAUUAUUCUUUCUAUAACAUCAUCUUCCAUUCCGAGUAGAACAGGAUUGACCGCUCUGUUCCAGAUAGAAAUUAUUCCAUUCUAAAUAGGCUGGGGAAGAUUUUUGUUGUACGGUAGUAUUGUAGAUCAUAUAAAGUGUCAUGAAAAACGCUCAUGUAUGACAUGAUUUCCUAUGACACUGAAAACUUUGUGUAUUUUAUUAUGUCAUAAGAGUUCUAGAUAAAACUAAUUUUUGUAUGUGAUAAGUAUAGGAGUGAUCUUGGUAGGGAUCCUAAGAUCUUUAUAAUUAUUGUUGAUAAUGAUUAUUGUUGGAGGUAU
This is a messenger RNA of Nilaparvata lugens (brown planthopper), 3904 nucleotides long. RefSeq names its product ABC transporter G family member 23-like. Gene Ontology annotation, molecular function: ABC-type transporter activity; ATP binding; ATP hydrolysis activity. The transcript has 16 exons. Lineage: Eukaryota; Metazoa; Arthropoda; Insecta; Hemiptera; Delphacidae. The record is from RefSeq and is a predicted model, not a curated record. Bases 655 to 2709 code for a protein of 684 amino acids. Gene Ontology annotation, cellular component: membrane.